GAUAAACAGAUCGAGGCCCCCAAUCCAGAACCUCAGAUCCAGCGCAACCCUCACGCCGACUUUGCUAUUGUUGAAAAAACGCGACCAAUCUUCAACAACGAUACAGGCGUGGAGUUCACCAAGACCCCAAAUCCAAGUUGGCGGGCGGGCGAUGGCGCAUCGGACGAGGACUGGAAGAGCCACAGGUCCAUCACAAUCGACCCCUACGAGGAAGGGCGUGGCCCAUGGCUGAACUAUAAGCUCUUGAUCUCAGCGACUGUGCCACGCCCGAUCGCGUUGGCGAGCACGGUGUCGGCGGAUGGAAAGACAGCGAAUCUGGCUCCGUUCUCGUUCUGGCAGUGUGCUUCUACUGAUCCACCCAUGUAUUCUCUCUCGUUUACAACUAGGUCGGUCAACGACACGCUCACGAACCUUCUGGCGACGAAGGAGAUUUGUAUCUCCACGACGCCCCAGUGGGUUGUGGAGGCUGCCAACUUUGCAUCAGUCAACUCACCCAGACAUGUCGCUGAGUGGCCUCUUUCAGGCCUUACCCCCAGGCCGAGUGAUCUCGUCAAGCCCGCCCAUGUAGCCGAAUCGCCGUAUUCGGUCGAGUGUAAG
Molecule: messenger RNA, 597 nt
Organism: Aspergillus versicolor CBS 583.65
Lineage: Eukaryota; Fungi; Ascomycota; Eurotiomycetes; Eurotiales; Aspergillaceae
Product: flavin reductase family protein
Exons: 2
Molecular function (GO): FMN binding
Source: RefSeq, a predicted model, not a curated record